AUUGCAGUUGCGUGCUCUACUGCUCUCAUACUCCUAGCAGUGAAUUGGAGUUUGAUAUGUGUGUGUGUGUCGUUGCAUUUUCUCUUGAAAGAAAAACGUUUUUUGGUAAUAGCGUUAUUUCCUGUCAAGUUUAAGUGCGUGACUCUCUCCCUCCUUUCUUUCUCGUUUUUCUCUCUCUCUCUCUCCUCUCCUACUCUCCCCCCCCUACACACACACGCGCGCGCGCGCACGCAUGCACGUUCACAUAUCCCUUUCACUCUCUUUUUUUCUGUCUUACCUUCCAUCUGUCUAUCUCUCUAUUUAUUAUUCGCUUAUGUAUUUAUCUAUGUAUUUAUGCCCAUCUAUUUCUCUCUCUCUCUCUCUCUCUCUCUCUCUCUCUCUCUCUCCUCCCUCUCUUCCUUCUUGUCUCUCUGUUGUCUGUCUUCUAUUUAUUUAUUUACCUGUCUCUUUUGAAGGUACCAACGUCCUUCUUCAUUGGUCAAUUAAAGAACAGAAGUACACUUUCGAUAUUGAAAAGAUCGAAAAAAGGGUAGGAGAAAAAGUAUAGUAGAGGAAAAAAAGAAAGAGAGAUGAGUGGAAAAAGAAGGAAAGAUAUAAACAGAGAUACAGAUGCAAGAAAAAGAUGAAAGAGAAGAGAGGAAGAGAGUGAGCGAGCAAGAGAGAGAGGGUGAGAAAGGGGGGGAAGAAGGGUAUCUGUAUGCGUAAUGUAUGCAUGCGUGUGUGUGUAUUGCGCGCGCGCCUCGCGUGUGCAUGUAUCGGAUAGUGACGAGCGGUAGAGUGCAACGAGGACACACCGAUCAGUCGUGCUUUCGCGAGAGGUGAGGUUAAACGAAUGUUCGGAAAUUCGCGACUAUUCCUCGUAUGCUUUUCUCUUCUUCAGGAGACUCGUAUUCUCGCAAUUUCUCGGUUUGUGUCUCCCCGUGUGUAUGUACGUAGUGCGCAACGAAAGAAAGAAGCAAAGUGACAAAGUGUUACACGUGCGUGCGAGUGUGUUAAGUGCCAUCGGAGUCCGACAUUUUCGAGGAUCGGAGUGGAGUAGUCCUGUUGGAAUUUCCACGCUACAUAUUCCGCUAUAAAUUUUUUUCAAGCAGCGGACAACAACUUCCAUUAUGAAGCUGUAACAAACAUACGCAUGUUAAGAUGCGUUAAAGGCUGUGAUUAUUUUAUCUCAAGCUUAAGUUUGGGUGUAAUUCAAACAUAUUGAAUAAUUAAAAAUUAUUAAUUAUUUUAUUUGAAGAUAUUUCAACGAUCGCGGUAUCGAUAUAUCGAUACAUCGAUGCUUUUAUUAAUUAUUGGAAAAAUUAACGGUUAAGUGUUGCAACAUACGGCAAAUUUGUCGAAAAUAUUCUUUUGUCGUUAAAAAGUAACUGAGGAGAUAAAAUAAUUGAGAAGAUUUAAAAUUUUCUCAAUUUUUACACACACACACACACACACACACACAUAAAUAUAAGCUUCAGUGAAAAAUAGAAGAAAUCGAUUAGAAACAAAGACGAAGACAAGGUAACAUUUAAUAUCACGGGACCGGAAGUGGGAUCCGUCACGGUUGCCAAUUUAAUAAGUGGCAAUGUAGUAGUGCGAUACAAUGAAGGGUCGGAGGUUGUUGUUAAGGGGGAUGUCGUCCUGGCAGCCCCAUCCAGGUUAAAAGGCGCAAUUAAUCUGUCAACCACGACGAUUGUUAAUCUAUCGACUAUAAAGACAGCGACGACGACGAUAACUCCUGAUAUGGAUACUAGUGGUGAUUCGAACAUGGACACUGAUAACGGCGGUUCUGUCGUCGCCAACGUUACAUCCUUAACAUUAAUUAAGGCCGAGAGACCGGAUCAUCUGGCGGGAACGUCGGCGUCUCCCGCGACGAUAACCACUGUAGCGACUACUACACCGAUUGGCCCCGGAAGUAAUCUCUUCACUGGUAUCGCUAACAGCAAUAAGACAGCUAGAUCGGAUGACUGGCUGGCGACGAACAGUCCGGGAUCGCCGCAGAACUCUUUACAGAGUCAGCACGUGGUCUAUUCUGCUUCCCAACAGCAAUUGUCGGAGCAGCAGCAACCUCCUAUGGCCCAUUCCAGUCCACUCGCGCAACAACAAGUUAGCAAUAAUGGAUACGCGAGUCCUAUGAGCACUGGCAGUUACGACCCGUACAGCCCUAAUGGUAAAAUAGGAAGGGACGAACUAUCUCAACCGGGUUCAAUAAACGGCUACGGAAAUAAUUCUGGAGGAGGUGGCGGCGGCGGAGGUGGAGGCGGUGGCGGUGGUAGCAGUGGUGGUGGUAGCGGAGGCAACGGGGUUGGAAGUGGUAGUGGCGAAGGUUGCGAUUCGAAGAAGAGGAAAGGACCUACACCCCGACAACAAGAAGAAUUGUGCCUUGUAUGCGGCGAUCGUGCGUCUGGUUAUCAUUACAAUGCUCUCACAUGCGAGGGCUGCAAAGGCUUCUUCAGACGAAGCAUCACUAGGAACGCUGUAUACCAGUGCAAGUACGGCAACAAUUGUGAGAUCGACAUGUAUAUGCGCCGCAAGUGUCAGGAGUGCAGACUGAAGAAGUGUCUGACGGUUGGUAUGAGGCCGGAGUGUGUUGUGCCCGAGUACCAGUGCGCAGUGAAAAGAAAAGAGAAAAAAGCGCAGAAGGAAAAGGAUAAACCAAACAGUACGACGAUGAACGGUUCGCCAGGAAGCGCCGGAAUGGGCGAGCAAAUGGGCGUUAAAAUCGAGCCAGCGGAAGCUGAGUCGUUAUCUAUGUCUGGAAGUAGCGGCAUUCUUACCCCUAUCAGUCCUUACACCUGUGUUAAGCCCAUUAGUCCUGAACAGGAAGAACUGAUAAAUAGGCUCGUGUCUUUUCAAUGCGAAUUCGAACAACCGAGUGAAGAGGAUCUGAAAAGGAUUACUAAUCAACCGAUGGAGGGCGAGGAUCCAAGCGAUUAUAGUUUUAGGCACAUCACCGAAAUUACAAUUCUGACCGUUCAGUUGAUUGUUGAGUUCUCGAAGAGAUUACCUGGCUUUAAUGAGCUAUUACGCGAGGAUCAAAUCACUUUAUUGAAGGCGUGUUCUAGCGAGGUGAUGAUGCUACGAAUGGCGAGAAAGUACGACGUGCAAACCGACAGCAUCAUUUUUGCUAACAAUCAAUCAUACACGCGUGAUAGUUAUAAUGUCGCCGGGAUGGGAGAUACUAUCGAGGACCUUUUGCGAUUCUGCCGGCAAAUGUACGCUAUGAGGGUCAAUAAUGCCGAAUAUGCUUUGCUCACAGCUAUUGUCAUCUUUUCAGAGAGACCUAAUUUGAUAGAAAGCAGAAAAGUGGAGAAGCUUCAGGAGAUUUACUUGAAGACACUUAAAGCGUAUGUCGAUAAUCGCCGUAAACCUAAAUCUUGCACGAUCUUCGCUAAGCUCUUGUCAGUUUUAACAGAACUCAGAACCCUUGGCAAUCAAAACAGUGAAAUGUGCUUGAACCUGAAAUUUAAGAACAAGAAGCUGCCACUUUUCCUCGCCGAAAUCUGGGACGUGGUGCCCUAGUUUCCCAGUCGCCGAUCAACGGCGAUCGCGCCGGUCGGCUGAAGAAAUCUUUUUGACGUCGCAGUAGCAGCAACAGCAACAACGGCGUUGACGGACGCGCAUGGACGUGGAAAGCGGCCUGCGUAAAUUCUUGUACUAGUGCACCAUUAUGCCACUGCCUCAACAUCGCAAAGUCAACAUAUAUCAGUGCUAUUUUAGAUUCAUUUCGAUCAUUUGUUCUUUCUCGAUUGACCAUCUCUAGGUGUCACUCUAGAUUGAUUGGUCUUUAUGUAGCUUGUAAAGUAAACGUAUGAAAGCCGGUCCCACACUAUUCGUGUGUAAGUUGUGUGUGUGUGUGUGUGUGUGUGUGCGCGCGCGCGCGCGCGUGCGUGUGUGUGAUGCAUAAAAAGUCAUUAUUCUUUACAGAUUAUGAUACAAAAAAGAAAAGCAGACAGUUUGUAGAAAUGAUAGAAUAUGUUUAAGAACGAUGAGUUGAUGAAGACACGAUUGAAUACUUGUGAUAGAGGAGAGGUCUGAUCCAAAGAUUUAUACAGUAUCAUAAUUUAAAUUUUUGGAUAUACCAAUAUGGAAAAUUUAAAGAAUUAAAGUUUUGUAUUAUAUGCCAUGGAUUUUUAUAAAAAAAUUUAAGGUAUAAAAUAUAGAUGACUGUAUCUGUAUAAUUCGCAAAACUAUCGAUCUUCGUAAAUCUAGCCAUCUAUCAAAGCUGUAACUUUUUUUUAAAUAUUUGUGUAUUCGAAAUUAUGUAAAUCGGUCCUAUGCAAUAUAGAAUACAAUAUAAUAUUUCACGAAUAAUGCAGAAGUUGCAAAGUUGCUGUAACGUUGUUGGAAUGUUUUGUGCUGUAUGAGAAUAUUAAUAAAUAUAUAUUUAUAUUGCCACACACACGCGCGCGUGCGGCUGCAAUAUUGUAUUGCAAUAUUUUUAAAAGUGGAUAUUUUAUCGUUAUUGCAAUGUUACAGUAGCAUGCAACAUUUUUUAACGUUUUUGCAAUAUUGGAAUAAAAUGUUUCUAUAAUAUUUCUUUGCUAGAUAUACAGAAGCAUGACUCAUCUGACCAUCCCUUUUUUGGUUUACAAAAUAGCAAAUAUUAUGUAGCUCAUGUGAUUAGACCUAUACGAAGAGCUAUACGAAUCGUGUGGGACCGGUUUGAAGACAAGGAACAGGAAAGGCCUCGCACAUUGAAGAUAAGUGCAGGAAACGUGCACGUUCCAAAUAUAGGAGCAAGGAGAGGAAUGGAAAUAAGAAUGAAUAUAUCAUUGUGAGAGAAAGGCAGUGGCGCGGCCCAGGCUGUGAUACAUAGAGAACAGAGAUUGAAGAUAUAUAAAGAAAGCUACCUGCAAUUUACAUUUUAUCGCUAUUUCCUCUACCUGGAUACAUCCUUACACAUAAUUGAUAUGUAAAUGUAAUGUAUUAUACGAUAAGGAAUCGAUAUAUUUGUGAUGAAUGUGCGUCGUCACAUUUGUUACUUUUAAGAUAAUGAUGAUUAGCAGCAAAAGCGGUUACUAUAGAGGAGGGACAAUAUAGAAAAUUACAUUGACAGGAUGAAACUAAAAAGUAAAUUGAAAAAAAUGACAAAGGAUGAUUUAAAUAAUUGGGAUUUAAACAAAUGCGAUUAUACCGGCGAGGAAUCUGUAACAUCAAUAAUACAGCAUUUUCUCAGAUUUUAGCCAUAAAAAUAAUGGAAAAAAAAGAUAAAAUGAAGUCCGUAAGAUAUUCACUAUUGAGCAGCGUCGCAUGAAUGGAACGCGAAAAAGAAAAGGAAAAUAGAUAUGAUAUGUAUAACAAUAGCAUAGAUUCUAUAUCACUCAUACAGCAUAAUAUAUCUUGCUAGCAUGUACAUUGUUUAUACCAGAGAAAGAGAGAGAGCACAGGGAACAGGUGUGUGUGUGUGUGUGUGUGUGUGUGUGUGUGCGUGCGUGCGUGCGUGCGUGCGUGCGUGCGUGUGUAUGUGUGCGUGCAUGCGUGCGUGCAUGUGUGUGCGCGCGCGUGCGCGUGACAGAGGGGGGAAGAGAGGGAGAGAGAAGGAGAGACUAGAGCGAAAAUGAGAAACGUAGAGGAAGAAAGAUUGGAAAGGAUCUACACAUUGCAGUAGAGCGUCUCGAAACUGUGUAUUAAUAUUUUUAUUAAUACCAAUCUACAGAAAGAUGUACAGGGCGUCCCAGAAAAAAAGAAAGAAAAUAUAAAUAAAGGAUAAAGGAAUGAUAUUAUUUUCGCGAAAGACAUAUUUUUAUGAGAUACUAUAUACGUAUAACAUGUUAUUUACACAUGUCAUAAAACAGAUUUAAAAAAAAUGUAUUAUUUUCUUACUGAAUAUAGAAAUAUGGUGUUUAUAAAUAUACAAGAGACAAAAUAGAUUGUUCGCGUUGUAUGCUAUAAUUAUCUUCGUUUUUUUAUGUAUAUCGUUAACAGACAUUUUUACAAAAAUGUGUUUUUUAAUAAAUAAGAAGGAAAUGUACGGGACGUCCUGCGCGAAGAGAGAUAUGUAAGAAAAUAUAAUAUUUAUAAUGAAUGUACUGAUGUCUUUUUUGGAGCAACUGAUGUAAAACUCUCCGAUUGAACUGUUUUCAAACAGAAGAAAUAUGGGAAAAAUACAUAUUUUUUUUUAUUAAGAAA
This is a messenger RNA of Monomorium pharaonis (pharaoh ant), 6111 nucleotides long. RefSeq names its product ecdysone receptor (gene Ecr). The coding region runs from base 1723 to 3501 and encodes 592 amino acids. Gene Ontology annotation, biological process: negative regulation of transcription by RNA polymerase II; ecdysone receptor signaling pathway; cell differentiation. The record is from RefSeq and is a predicted model, not a curated record. Gene Ontology annotation, molecular function: ecdysone binding; zinc ion binding; RNA polymerase II cis-regulatory region sequence-specific DNA binding. Gene Ontology annotation, cellular component: nucleus. NCBI's taxonomy places the organism in Eukaryota, Metazoa, Arthropoda, Insecta, Hymenoptera, Formicidae. The transcript has 6 exons.